AAAUUUUAUUUUCUUUCUCGAAGAAUGUCAAGACCAUUUAGUGAAAAUAGGAUGUCCAGAACCAUUCAUGAUCCUUCAAAGUACUGGGAGACAAAGAUGGCAAAGAGUUCUAACUAUUUUAAGCAGACUCGUGUCCAGACAUGUUCUCAUGUGCUGUAUAAAAAUGGAAAAGCUAUAGCUGUAGCUUUUCCUUUGGAGAAGAAGGGGCUCAAAAAUACUAACAGAUUAACAGAAACGAAGUCUAUUGCACAGUCUACUUAUGGUAGAAGAGGGAAUUUGCACGCUGGGAUGCCUGUGAAGCCACUUGAGCCUUACCACCCAAAUGCUCAUAGGUCUAGGCUGCCAACUCCUACAGUUGUGAUGCCUUAUAGGAAUGCUUCUUCAAUAGUUAUUGGAGAUAGAAGUUCUGAUUAUAAAAGACAGUUUACAUCUCACAAUAGAGUUACUUAUCCAAGACAUAGACUAGACGAUGCCACUACUAACGGAGGUAUCCUGGCUACAAAGACAAAAUGGUUCCAUAGAAGAAAAGAGGACUAAUGGAAAGUUGGCAGUUG
This is a messenger RNA of Moneuplotes crassus, 554 nucleotides long. The record is from the annotation of a GenBank genome assembly. Lineage: Eukaryota; Ciliophora; Spirotrichea; Euplotida; Euplotidae.